AUGUCACCCGCCUGGAUCGAGGACGGCUGCUACGUCAGUGAGACCAACUCCACACACACAGUCUGCUCCUGUCUACACCUCUCCACCUUCGCCCUGAUCAUGCAGACAGCCGACACAUUCCUGAAUGAUCCAAUCUUGGAUGUUCUGAACACCAUCUUGGUGCUGAUUGGCCUGGUGUUCCUGGCCCUGGCUGUGAUGACCUUUGCCCUCUGUCGCUGGAACCCCAGGGUGUCCAACGUGGCUCGUCUGAACCUGUGUGUGUGUCUGCUGCUGGCUCAACCCCUCUUCCUGCUCACACAGAGCUUCCUCCACCUCAUCUGGUCCCAUGAGGUGUUGUGUAAGCUGCUUUCAGGAGUCCUGCAUUUUCUCUUCCUGUGCUGUUUCGUGUGGAUGUCCAUAGAGGCUGUGCUGCUCUUCCUGUCUGUACGGAAGCUCAAGCAGAUCAAACCUAACGAGCGGGCGGGGCCACACUUUGCAUCUCUCUUCCUGAUUGGCUAUGGGGUUCCCCUGCUCAUUGUGGCUGUGUCUGCAGGUGUAAUGCCAGAGGGAUAUGGAAGCAUGCAGUGUUGGCUGAGCACUAAGGCAGGCUUCAUCUGGAGUUUCCUUGGACCUGUGGCCUUCAUUCUCACCGGAAAUAUCGUGCUCUUCUUUGUCAUCGUCCUCAUCCUGUUCUUCACUCUCAGGGGGGCGCAGAGUGCGGUGUCAAAGGUCAAAUACAACAGGUGA
Sardina pilchardus (European sardine) is the source of this 726-nucleotide messenger RNA. RefSeq names its product putative adhesion G protein-coupled receptor E4P. The record is from RefSeq and is a predicted model, not a curated record. Bases 1 to 726 code for a protein of 241 amino acids. Gene Ontology annotation, molecular function: G protein-coupled receptor activity. The transcript is spliced from 6 exons. Gene Ontology annotation, cellular component: plasma membrane. Gene Ontology annotation, biological process: cell surface receptor signaling pathway; adenylate cyclase-activating G protein-coupled receptor signaling pathway. Lineage: Eukaryota; Metazoa; Chordata; Actinopteri; Clupeiformes; Clupeidae.